Molecule: messenger RNA, 1223 nt
Organism: Hevea brasiliensis (rubber tree)
Lineage: Eukaryota; Viridiplantae; Streptophyta; Magnoliopsida; Malpighiales; Euphorbiaceae
Exons: 4
Coding region: 217-924 (235 amino acids)
Source: RefSeq, a predicted model, not a curated record
UUCCUCAGUCAAGACUGAACUGAAAAAAGACAUCAAAUGCAGAGCAGUCCAGUCAAUCAAAUAAUAUAGCAGGAAAUUGCCUUCUUUAUCCAUCUUUGAAUUGCAAAAUUACUCCAUUUUUUGGAUUUUACGAUUCUUAUUGUCUGUGGAGUGACUCAGUUCUCGCUUUUCUUUGUACUGGAGGGUGAUUACAGCGAAAGGGGAGCAGCAUUAACAAUGAACACCCCCACUCUGAGCUUGAAGCUAUUGGUUGAUAAGAAAGCAAGCAAAGUCCUUUUUGCUGAGGCAGGAAAAGAUUUUGUGGAUUUCCUGUUCAACCUUCUCUCUUUGCCUAUUGGUACUGUUAUCAGGGCCCUCACAAAUGGAAGCAUGGUAGGCUGCAUAGGAAAUCUUUAUGAGAGCCUUGAAAAAUUGAAUGAAGCUUAUAUGCAGCCAAAUCAAAAUAAGGAUUCCCUUUUAAAUCCCAGCAUUCUAACCCCUGCCACUGAAGUUCCUCUCAUGCUGCCUGAGUCUGAUCUACAACCAAUGAAGAGAAAGUUAUAUUUUUGUCCAAACCAUCACCCAUGUGUGACUGACCACAAAAACAUUAAAUGCAUGCGCUGCUCAUGUAACAUGUCUGAGGAAGUGGAAUUCAUCAGAAUGAAUGAUUCACCAGCUAAUUCAACUAGCCAGGGAGGUUAUGUUAAGGGCUUGGUUACAUAUAUGGUGACAGAUGAUUUAUCGGUGUCAAUUAUGUCAAUGAUAACUGGUGUUGCUCUAUUAAAUAAGUUCAAUGUUAAGGAUUUUGGUGUACUUGAGGAAAAGGUGGUCGAGUUUGGGAUUGACCAGGGUGUGGAAUUGUUGAAGGCUUCUCUGCAGUCGAAGGCAGCUCUUACUAGUGUUUUCCUUGUGAACAAGGAGGUGAAGGAUGGUGCAUUGAACUGAAGUUAAAUUGGCUGAAAUACUAACAAUGUUUUGAAAUUAUAGAAGAAACUCUGCCUGAUCUAUGGAGAUGGGUGGGAAAAAAUCUGCAUUGAUAAGUUUUGCCAGGACCACCGUUUGAAGAUGAUAAUUGGAUUUCUCUUCUUUGAUUGCACUUUUCGACCUGAUUUUCUUUUCUCAGUUCUGUUCUAUGCGGAUGUAUUUCUAUCUUUAAGGAUUCUGUUUUCUUGACUUCCACCCUGCUCUCAGUGGUCUUUAACUCAUAUUUCUAGUAAUGAAAUUAUUUGAUAGAAGCUCCAUCA